Rhinichthys klamathensis goyatoka is the source of this 2680-nucleotide messenger RNA. RefSeq names its product DEAD (Asp-Glu-Ala-Asp) box polypeptide 4 (gene ddx4). Lineage: Eukaryota; Metazoa; Chordata; Actinopteri; Cypriniformes; Leuciscidae. Gene Ontology annotation, cellular component: P granule; nucleus. The record is from RefSeq and is a predicted model, not a curated record. The transcript has 25 exons. Gene Ontology annotation, molecular function: ATP binding; RNA helicase activity; RNA binding. The coding region runs from base 128 to 2182 and encodes 684 amino acids. Gene Ontology annotation, biological process: cell differentiation; gamete generation.
CGCCCACAAGUACAUGCGUCACUUCUGCCCGGUCUCUCGCGAGCGCCCUGACUGUCUCCAGCCGCACGUGCCAUCAGCUCUUCGGAUAAAUAUCUGAAUCGUCCCCUCUCAGCCGAAGCUGCUCAACAUGGAUGACUGGGAGGAAGAUCAGAGCCCUGUUGUGUCCUCAAAAUCAGGAUUUGGCCUGGGCUCCAGCAGUACUGAUGGAGGGUUCAAGAGCUUCUAUACAGGAAGUGCAGGAAAUGAGAAGACAAACAAUGAAGAUAGUGACUCGUGGAGGUCGACUGCUGGCGACGGGUUCAGAGGCAGAGGAGGCAGGGGAGGAUCCCGAGGAGGGAGAGGAGGCUUCAGGAACACCUUUAAAGAAAUCGAUGAAAAUGGCAACGACGAGGGGUGGAAAGGAGGCGAGAGCCGAGGAAGAGGCCGCGGUGGCUUCCGUGGGGGGUCUCGAGGUGGUUUCCGUGACGGUGGUAAUGAAGAGACCGAAAGAAGAGGCUUUGGGAAAGAUGGUGAUGAAAAUGGCAACGACGGAGGGUGGAGAGGAGGUGAGAGCCGAGGAAGAGGCCGUGGUGGCUUCCGUGGGGGGUUUAGUGAUGGUGGCGAUGAAGAGACGGGGAAAAGAGGCUUUGGAGGUGGAAGAGGAGGUUUCAGAGGCCAGAAUGAGGAAGUGUUCUCCAAGGUCUCAACAUCAGACAACACAGAUCAAGAAGCUGGUGAAAAUGCAGGACCCAAGGUGGUCUAUGUGCCGCCGCCCCCUCCAGAAGAGGAGAGCUCCAUAUUUGCACAAUUUGCCACAGGCCUUAAUUUUGAUAAAUAUGACGAUAUUCCCGUGGAAGUGAGCGGCAGCAAUACUCCAAAAGCCAUUAUGACCUUUGACGAAGCAGGACUUUGUGAAUCACUGAGCAAGAAUGUAAGGAAGUCUGGAUAUGUGAAGCCUACUCCUGUCCAGAAAUAUGGGAUCCCCAUUAUCUCAGCUGGACGGGAUCUAAUGGCUUGUGCCCAGACCGGAUCAGGAAAAACGGCGGCGUUCCUGCUGCCCAUCCUGCAGCAGUUCAUGACUGAUGGAGUGGCGGCCAGCAAGUUCAGCGAGGUGCAGGAGCCCGAGGCCAUCAUCGUGGCUCCCACCAGAGAGCUCAUCAACCAGAUCUAUCUGGAGGCUAGGAAGUUCGCAUUUGGGACCUGUGUGCGCCCUGUGGUGGUUUAUGGCGGUAUAAAUACUGGAUAUACUAUUCGAGAGGUGUUGAAGGGCUGCAAUGUUUUGUGUGGGACCCCUGGAAGAUUGCUUGACAUCAUUGGGCGUGGAAAGGUUAGCCUGAGUAAGCUACGGUAUUUGGUUCUGGAUGAAGCAGACCGGAUGCUGGACAUGGGCUUCGAGCCAGAUAUGCGAAAGCUAGUGGGAUCUCCAGGAAUCCCUCCAAAAGAGGAACGGCAAACCCUCAUGUUCAGUGCCACCUUCCCUGAAGAGAUCCAAAGGUUGGCAGCAGAGUUUCUGAAAGUGGACUACCUCUUCCUCGCUGUCGGUGUGGUGGGCGGAGCCUGCAGUGAUGUGGAGCAGACCAUCAUUCAGGUGGACCAGUUCUCCAAGAGGGAGCAGCUGCUGGAACUGCUCAAAACUACAGGGACUGAUCGCACAAUGGUCUUUGUUGAAACCAAAAGAAGUGCUGAUUUCAUAGCAACGUUUCUCUGUCAGGAGAAGAUCAAUACUACAAGCAUCCACGGUGACCGGGAGCAGCGGGAGCGAGAGAAAGCUCUCAGUGACUUCCGCACAGGCCAGUGUCCGGUGCUGGUGGCCACGUCUGUCGCUGCCAGAGGCCUGGACAUCGAGCAUGUGCAGCAUGUGGUGAACUUCGACCUGCCCAGCAGCAUCGAUGAAUACGUCCACCGCAUUGGAAGAACCGGACGCUGUGGGAACACUGGUCGGGCCGUGUCCUUUUUUAACCCAGAGUCAGACACUCCAGUAGCUCGCUCUCUGGUCAAAGUCCUUUCAGGGGCUCAACAGACGGUUCCCAAAUGGCUGGAGGAAAUCGCGUUCAGUGCUCAUGGGACAACCGGCUUCAACCCACGGGGAAGAACGUUUGCGUCCACAGACACGCGGAAGGGCGGAUCCUUCAAGGCCGAUGAGCCGGCGCCCGCAGCAUCAAACCCAGCGUCCGCCGCAGCCGACGACGAGGAAUGGGAAUAACUGCUCCUACACCAUGUUCUAUUAUGUAGAUUAACUUUUAUUUUUGAGUUUAUUCAUUUCUCCGACAUGUUUGUUAAGUUGAGUGAUUAAGGUAGCAUUACAGUAAAGCUGUUGCAUUUAAAGAGUCACAUUCUUGAAGCUGUAGGUUUGACCUCCAGGCCAGAGCACUAAUCAGGACAUGAUGCCUUUUAGCUGUUUGGAUUGAUGAUUUUCCUUUGUAUCACUUGUUUUGACUGGAGCACGACUGGAUUAGUGGAUUUGUUUUAAGUUGUCACAUUUUAACACUUUGCUAAGAGUAUUGAGUUUUGUAUGUCUUUCCCUGAAGCUCAUUCCUACAGUUGUAUCUUACCAAUCAGUUCUGUUGUUAAAUGUGACAGUUUGCAGGUUGUUUUUCUUGACGUUUUCGUCUUAAAGCCAAUGUAUACAACAAGUAAAGAAACUUGUUUUGCCAAUGUACCUUGCCGGAUAAAGGUAAAUAAAGUGAUUGUUUACCGCACA